Aspergillus ibericus CBS 121593 is the source of this 1578-nucleotide messenger RNA. Its product is annotated as o-methyltransferase. The coding region runs from base 76 to 1380 and encodes 434 amino acids. Gene Ontology annotation, molecular function: O-methyltransferase activity. The transcript is spliced from 5 exons. NCBI's taxonomy places the organism in Eukaryota, Fungi, Ascomycota, Eurotiomycetes, Eurotiales, Aspergillaceae. The record is from RefSeq and is a predicted model, not a curated record.
UGACAGUACCCUGCAGUAUAACAUGCCGUCUCCAUCGCCCAACCUUUCUCCAUCCGUUCAAAGUGAUCUAUCACAAUGACUGUCGCAGUAGCAGCAAACAACGGCCCCGCCGAGAGCCAUGCGAAUGGACACGUCGAACCGCCUGUCCAGGCUUUUGUCGAUGGCAAUGUUGCGAUUUCUCCUAACGCCCCUGAGGAGGUGCCCACUCUGCUGAAGCGGCUCGCCCUGCAUGGUGAGGCAUACCUCACGGAGAGCGAUGAGAAUGAGCGCACGAAAAUCCUCGACACCGCGCGAUCAUUGGUGUAUGCGCUGGAGACUCCUCGCGAGGCAAUCAUCCGACACUGCUGGUCUCAGAGCACGCUGUAUGCGGCGAUCGAAACCGGCGUUGACCUGGGUCUGUUCACGGUUCUCUCGCAGGAUGAUAGACCCAAGUCGGCCACCGAGCUGGCUGCAGCAACGCAUGCCGACCCCACAAUGCUCGCCCGAAUCUUGAAACACCUCGCCGCCAUGGGCGUCAUCAUCGAAACCGGGCCUGAUGAGUACCGUCGAACCGGGUUCUCCAUCUCGAUGGGCUCGCCCCGAUACAGCGACGCCUAUCCGUGCAUGACCGGCUGCAUCACCGACGGCGUCCUCGCACUCCCCGCCCAACUCAAGAAAACCAACUACCGCAACCCCAGCGAUGGCACAAACUGCGCCUUCCAACGGGGUUUCAAGACCCCACUGCACUUCUUCGACUUCCUCCGCGAGAACCCUGCCCAUGCGGUACAAUUCAACAACCACAUGUCCGCAUACCAUCAAGGCCGACCCAGCUGGAUGGACGUGGGUUUCUACCCCGUUCCCUCGCUGGUAACAGACACCAGGAUCAACGAGCUGGAAGUAUUGCUGGUCGACAUGGGCGGCAGCAUGGGACAUGAUCUGUCCGAGUUCCAUCGCAAAUGGCCUCAAGUGCCAGGACGGUUGAUCCUACAGGACUUACCCAAGGUCGUGGAACAAGCGAGAACAAUGAAUCUGGAUCCAGCGAUCGAACUCAUGGACCAUGACUUUUUCACGGAGCAGCCAAUCAAGGGCGCGCGCGCAUACUACAUGCACUCCGUCCUGCACGACUGGACAGACGCCGACUGCCGUCGCAUCCUAGCCAAUGUCAUCCCCGCCAUGAAGCCCGGCUACAGCAAGUUGCUCCUGAACGAAAACGUCAUCCCCAGCACGAACGCGUACUGGGAAACCACCAGUCUGGACAUCAUCAUGAUGGCGGACUUUGCGUCGACGGAGCGCACGGAGACGCAGUGGCGGGCGCUGGUCAAGUCGGCUGGACUGAGGAUUACCAAGAUCUGGACGGUUCGGCGAGGUGUGGAGAGUUUGAUUGAAUGUGAAUUGGCUUGAUGUAUUAUGAUAUGGGUAAUGUUGAUUAUUUACGAGUGCCUGGGUUAUCCGGUUUGUCAGCGGACGGAUAUCUGCAGUAACAUGUGAACUUAAUGUAAACUCAACUGACUGCAUAGGACUUCGGGCAGGCGACCAAGAGGGAUAUGUAAGUCAACUGAUGUAGAUACCCGCUUCUGCGGAAUAAGUAUCCAUCCUUCA